UUGGUGUUUUGUUUUGUGGGAUAUUUUCUAGGUUAUUAUCAAUAGUAUUUGUUGAUUCCUGAUUUUAUGAAGGGUUAUUUCAGACAAGAGCAGUAACAUAAAAACGAGAAUUGUUUAAUAUCGAAAUGUUACUGACAUUAUGCUUUGUAUUAGUAUUUAUGUCAUUAUCUUAUUCUAAUUCGAGUUAUUAUAAGAUUACUAAUUUGCCACCUGAACAUGUUUCAUAUUACUUCAAUACUUUCCCUAGUGAAGCUCAGUCUUGCAUAGAGGAUCCAGAAUGUUCAUUUAAAGCGUCAGCAAAUUUAAAAACCUGUUGGGGCUAUGAACGUCGUUGUAAUAAGUCCCAAUCGUAUCAUGUUAGGCCCAGAUGUCCAGGUGAUCAUCGUGGGUGGGUAAAAACAAAAGAAUCACAAUAUUCAACAUUUUACACGCAAGCAGAUUUUGGAUAUGUAAAGGAACAGAUUGAAGAGUUGAUGGUAAUGUGUGAGGCUUCUUUUCCUGAUGAUACUUCUUUGGAAUGUUCCAAAUAUUUAAGAUUUUGUCGCGGCAGAAAUAUGAUGAUUAACUUUACCAGUCUUGUGGGCCGUGGUGAUAAUUUACGCUAUAAGAUGGACAUUUUGGGACCUGGGCAAAUAGGAGGGUUUUGCAAUUUUUACUCCGACAGGCUACUCAAAGAAGCAGAGCAUAUGAGUGCUCUCCAGUCAUGGGGACCAGAAAUGGUAAAUUUUGUUAAAACUUCGAAGAGACCAAUUGCUGAUGGAAUUUGCGAGGAAAUUAUAGAAAAACCAACUUAUAUCAUGAAACUGGAUGCAACUGUGAACAUGUAUCAUCAUUUUUGCGAUUUCUUCAACUUAUAUGCUUCAUUGCAUGUAAACUCCACACAUCCUUCAAUGUUUUCAAGAGAUAACCACAUUCUCAUCUGGGAGACAUUUACCUAUGAGUCUGCAUUUAAAGAUACAUUCAAAGCAUUCACAAACAACCCCAUUUGGGAUUUAAAAACAUUUAGAGGCAAAGUGGUGUGUUUUAAAAAUGUUGUAUUUCCACUUUUGCCGCGUAUGAUAUUUGGACUCUACUACAAUACACCUGUGAUCUACGGCUGUGAAGGAAGUGGAUUGUUCCAUGCAUUUUCCAAGCACAUACUGCAUGCAUUAAACAUAAGGUUAAAUAUAAGAGAGAACAAAAAAGUAAGGGUGACAUUGCUUUCAAGGGGCACAACAUUCAGAUCUAUACUUAACGAAAAAGAGCUUGUUAAGGCACUACUUAAAGUCGAGGACUACCACGUACAACGCGUGGUGUACGAUAGGACUGUUCCUUUUAAGAAACAGUUGGAAAUCACACACAAUACGGAUGUUUUUAUCGGAAUGCAUGGUGCUGGUUUGACGCAUCUCCUGUUCUUGCCGGAUUGGGCAGCUGUAUUUGAAUUGUACAACUGUGAAGAUCCAAACUGCUACAUGGAUUUGUCUAGACUUCGGGGAUUAAAGUACGUGACUUGGGAAGAUAAAAACAAACUGGUUCAACAAGACGAGGGUCGUGGCCCUGGGGGCGGAUCCCACGCGAAGUUCACGAACUAUUCUUUCGACGUGGCCGAGUUCCUGAGACUGGUCGCCAAGUGCGCCGAGCACGUACGCAAGAGGCAGGACUUCAACAACUUCGUGGAUGCUUCUCUUCUGAAGAGAUCACACGAAGAACUGUGAUUUUACAUCCGCGAUAACUGUACACUGAAAGCAUCAAUGAAGUCAUUACUUUAUUUCGUAGCUUUAUUAUUUUAGUUUAUUCGAGGCUCGUAGGUCGAUUCUCUCCAAACUAUAGGUUGUGUUUGGCUCAGUUCGUUACGUUUACUUAUUGAGGACACUGUCCUCAAAAAGUAAACAUAUCAUAUCAGUAUCUACUGAUCAAUACAUUAAUAUAGGUAAAUUUUGUGAAAUCUAAAAUUAUGCACCAUAUUUUAUAAUUUUUUAUACUGUAAAGUAAUUGACAAUUAGGACAAUUUUGAAAGUUGUUCGAUAAUAUUUUUUACUCGCGACUUAAUACUCUGUAAAACGAAAAUAAGCUGACUUAGAAGGGUGAGGAAAGAGGUAUUGUAGGUACCAUUUUUUUUAAGUUGGAUCAAGCCUUAGAACAUAUCCAGAUCAACAUCUUAGUAAACUUCAGAUCGGAGCUUUAGUUUUCGCGUGCUGCGAGUACAAACAUACAGACAGAAACACCGACAGAAAUUCUAGAAGUCCCUUUUUUGGCUUCAGUUUGUUAUAUACAGAUCUCCUACAUCGAUUUUUUUAGCAAAAUAUUUUUUAAUUAUGGACAUCGGUCAGAGCGGUUAGUGCGAGUUUUACUCGGUCAAACGCGUCAAGCAAGUAAACGCGAGUUUGUAUGGAGUUGCAUUAGUGCUAUCGCGUUACCACUAGGUGGCGCUGAUUAAAUCUCAUAUAAAUUCGCGUUUAUGAAUAUGUCUAAGUCAUUCCAGUAUUUUAACGUAUCUACGUUUAAAUUCCGUCCAGAAUGUGUGUCGAUAGUGUAGUUAAAAGUACAAUUUUUUGUUAUUUUUGUCAUACGUUACUGCCAUUUAAGCUAUCUAGAUGAACGUGGCUUUUGAGUCUUUUCGGGACUGUUCUUCUGUCGACCCCGUAAGAGAUAAAGUCAUGAUUUAGGAUGUAUGGAGUUGAGAUGAGACAUGUCAAUUAAUUUUUUUUUUACUGCCUAUUUGCCUUUUCUUUACUGAAAGCGAAAUCUGUUUAUAUUGUAAGAUUACCUAACAAAAGUUCUUAGGUACGUCAUUUAUUUUAUCAAAUUACAAUUUCCGAAUAUUUUUUUUUAGAUUUUACAUUUGAAAUACUGUUCAACCCCAAUGCGACACAUGAAGUCUUGUUACUUUUUAUUGUUAUUAGAUUAUUACGAUUUCAUCUAUACAUAUCAUUAUUGCACUAGUAAUAAGUGAGCGCUAUAUGAUCACUGUGAUACAGGAUAUUUUCAUUAGGUAUGGUAAGUAUUCAUCACAUACAUAUAUACGACUGGCUGUUACCCGCAACUUCGUACGAGGUAAAAGUUCAUUGUCAAUCGUCGUUCAGUUAUACAGCUUUAAACCCGUUCUCCCCCUUUUUGUUCAAGAAAAUAUACCUAAGUAUAUUUUAUUCCACAGAGUCAACUCUAUCUCUGUACCAAAUUUCAUCCAAAUCGUUUCAGUGGUUUAGGCGUGAACGACAAUCAGACUCGACAGACAAACAGAGUUACUUUCACAUUUUUUAAUAUUAGUAGGGAUUUAUAAGUACAUAUUACUCGGUUAUGACUCGAUUAUAAUUAUAAUAUCAUGGCGUCGAAUAUCAAAAACUGAUUUAACGAAAUGUUAAUUGAAACAAGCAUGCAUAAUCUCAAAAAGGGCGAUGAAUGUUAUUGAUGUAAUCUUUUUUAUUUAUUAUUUGGCGAAUGCACCGCUAGUUUAAUUGUAACAGCGCAUUCGAACGCAAGUUCCAUAAUUACAGUCCGCGAUAUUCAGAUAAAUCGUUCAUAACAUCGGACGGGAGUUGCACGUCCACUUGAGUUAUUGACAUGUACUGUUACGGUUAAUCCGCGGAAUCCCUCCAGUAAUUUUGUGCAAUAAAGUCAUAAAAUCCCCACAACAAUUUUGGUAUUGAUAUGCAUAUGAAUGCUUUUCUUUGAUAGUGUAAAAGUCCUCCGUUUAUGUAACAGCAACAAAUAGUUUGUCAAGUGAGUAAGUUAGGACAGAUUGCAAAACAGGUUUUGCAAUGUUAAUAAUAUACCAUUGUAUGAGUAAGUUUAUUUUUUUACGAAUUCUGCAUCGUUAUUGUUUGACGAUUUCUGAUUUUGUUAAAUUAGAUGAUCAAUAAAAUUAAGAUAAAGGAAACCUAAAAAUAAAAUAUUCAAUCAUAUCUCUUAUCUUUUUGUAAGUACUCAUAAAUCGGAAAACAAUUGCAUAAUGAGAAGGCAGUGUUUACAGAGUAGAAUUAAAUGAAUGACCCAUGCCGCCACCGCCGCGGGCACUGUGCUCAUAACUUUUUGCUUUAACUUGAUCGUAUCGCGGCAUAAAACAAACCAUUUAUUGCAAUAAAAUUUAAGACCUGAUAAUAUUCUGGAAAUUUUUGUGUUAGAUAUUAUAAUGUUCACAUAUAUUUAGGCUGGUCCAUAUUGUUACAUUUGUGCUCAGAUAAAACUGAAACUCUAAAUUACUCACGUAGUAUUAACACGUAGGUUAUUAAAUUAUUUUUAUGGUGACAAUUUAAAAUUAUAAAUUUUUAACUCACGCUAAUGAUUAGUAAGUAGGUUAUUUGUUCGUAAAUACUUUAAUAUAACAUAACAAAUUUACAAAAGUACAUAGUAUGACAAAAAUAUUAAUGCACAACGGCGAACUUGUUCCUAGGAGGGAAUUUUUCCAUCACCAGGUAUCUGAAAAGACGUAUCUUUAUAUUUAGGUAAUGUUUUCAAACUUGUUGUAUAAUUAAAAGUGUAAUAAAUUAACGACAUUCGUAGACUUUUAUACCUACGUACUUAAGAUCUGGAUAGGGAUUACGCUUAUGGUUUUUUUACUUAUAUAUUGUGUAUAAUAUUUGUGUAUGCUUUUACGAAUUUGAUAUUAAAAGAAUUUACUAAUUCUAUAUUACUCACAGUAUUUUUUUGUGAUUUAUAAUAUGAUUUUUAUUGUUUGUAUUAAAUUUGUACUAAA
This is a messenger RNA of Amyelois transitella, 4672 nucleotides long. RefSeq names its product EGF domain-specific O-linked N-acetylglucosamine transferase (gene Eogt). The coding region runs from base 126 to 1694 and encodes 522 amino acids. The record is from RefSeq and is a predicted model, not a curated record. Gene Ontology annotation, molecular function: protein N-acetylglucosaminyltransferase activity. NCBI's taxonomy places the organism in Eukaryota, Metazoa, Arthropoda, Insecta, Lepidoptera, Pyralidae. The transcript is spliced from 8 exons. Gene Ontology annotation, cellular component: endoplasmic reticulum lumen.